CACGAGCAAUUGAUCUUUGAUUGCUUUGAAUCUCACAAUGGCAGGAGUCACUCAAGAGAAGACUCCCCUGGUCGAGUCGCCGUACUUGCGCUCGCUUCUGGCAGGCGCAGUGGCAGGCACAACAGUAGACACAUCCCUCUACCCACUCGACACCCUUAAAACUCGUCUUCAAUCCUCCUCAGGCUUCCUCGCCGCAGGUGGUUUCCGCGGCGUCUACGCAGGCGUCGGAUCCGCAAUCGUCGGCUCCGCUCCAGGCGCCGCCCUCUUCUUCGUAACCUACGACGGCCUCAAACGCUCCCUCUCCUCGCCUACCCAUACGACCACUCAGUCCGCCUUUGUACACAUGACAGCAGCGAGUUUGGGAGAAGUGGCAGCGUGUGCGGUACGAGUGCCUACGGAGGUCGUCAAGCAAAGGGCUCAGGCGAAACAAUUCCCGAGUUCGAGGGAGGCGUUUACGAGUAUUCUGGAUUUGAGGAAGAGCAGAGGAUGGGGUGUUAUGGCGAGGGAGUUGUACCGUGGGUGGGGUAUCACGGUCAUGAGGGAGGUGCCGUUUACGGUCAUCCAGUUCCCUAUGUGGGAGGGUAUGAAGAGGUGGGCUGCUAAGAGGGAUGGCAGGGAGACGGCUACUGGCUUCCAGUCUGCCGUGUUUGGAUCUGUAUCUGGUGCUAUCGCUGCUGCGUUGACGACGCCGUUGGAUGUGCUGAAGACGAGGAUGAUGUUGGCAAAGGAGAAGGUGUCGGCAUCAUAUCUGUUGGGCAAGAUUUACAGAGAGGAGGGCAUGAGGGCUUUCUUCAAGGGUGUUGAGCCUAGAGUCACUUGGAUCAGCAUUGGUGGUGCUGUUUUCCUGGGAAGUUACCAGUGGGCGAGCAAUGCAUUGGGAGGCGUCAACUGAUGCAUUUGUACAUAUACUAAACAACGCAUAAGCAUGUACGAAUACCAAUAAACGGAGUCGAAUCUA
Molecule: messenger RNA, 958 nt
Organism: Aureobasidium pullulans EXF-150
Lineage: Eukaryota; Fungi; Ascomycota; Dothideomycetes; Dothideales; Saccotheciaceae
Product: mitochondrial carrier
Exons: 2
Coding region: 38-892 (284 amino acids)
Biological process (GO): transmembrane transport
Cellular component (GO): mitochondrial inner membrane
Molecular function (GO): S-adenosyl-L-methionine transmembrane transporter activity
Source: RefSeq, a predicted model, not a curated record